Molecule: messenger RNA, 1756 nt
Organism: Porites lobata
Lineage: Eukaryota; Metazoa; Cnidaria; Anthozoa; Scleractinia; Poritidae
Source: the annotation of a GenBank genome assembly
AUGCAGCGGAAUCCUGGUACUUUCAGAUUGUCAUCAGCAAGGGUACACGAUAUGACGUUAAUCAUCGUAAUUCAGUUACUGCUCCAUCUCUUUCUUACCGCGAAAGCCUGUACGGAGAUCCGAGUAACUACAGAGGACAACAGUACUGCAGUCAUCGGCAGGAGCAGGGAAUGGUCUUUCGAUCUCCAGUCAGACAUCAUAGUGGAACCCCAGGGGUAUUUUCACAAGGUCAAUCUAUCCGUUUACUGCACUAAUACUGAUCAUGCUGGUGCACCACUUCAAAACUGGACAAAUAGAUACACCGUCAUCUGCCUCAAUGGUUACGGUUGGGAUGUUGCUUUUGAUGGAAUGAAUAGCGAGGGAUUGACUGUGGGUGCGCUUUAUUUACCCGACUUUACCAAGUACCAGGUACAUAUCUAGUCCAAAUAGUAAAGCCUAUUAAGCUCGCGUAUCACGCUCCGCCCUCGCGCGCAAACGAAUUGUCAAAAAAAAAAAAAGGAAGAAAAUCGUCUGUGGAUAGGUUAGAGUAAAUGUUUUGACUCUGCCUUUGCUACCCUUAGUUUGGCAUUCUUUUUGCCGCGAGAAUUGGCGAGCAGCAACACUGUGAUUGUCUGGUGGGGCCUGGGCGGUAGUACUUGGUUUAAGACUGCCCAAAAUGUCCCGAGUCCUCACAGUGAUUACUUUUUUACAGAGAAAAUCUAAGACACUAUGACCCAGGCCUUCUAUGAGAGACGUUGCCUUGUCCCAAUACAGCGUUUUCCCAGGCCUUCUCGGUCAAUGCAUGUCGAUGACGUAUCCGAGGCGAACGGCCGGGAGACUCGCUAGGACCACGCGACUCGAAAGGCGUAACCCGCACAGAAUAAUGAGGCGUAGGGACUAGGCAAUGAGAGAUGGACUGAUCCCUUCGUGAGGAGCACGAUGCACGCGGUUAAAACGUCGAACGCCCGGGAGCACCUGGGAGGGCAGGGAUGCCCCACUCGAAAAGGCUGCCCGUGCUUUUCCAGGGUAGAGCUACGUAAGUGAGCUAGGAUCAACGAUUGGGAUCAACGAGUUCAGCCUUGAAAAGAGGUACUUUUCUUGGCAAGGUAAAACAUAUAAAAGAUCAAUCUCCUCCCUAGGGCUUUUCCCUAAGAAAAUGUGAUGGGCGGGAAGUUCACAUUUUCCACAACGCUAAUUUAUUACAUCUAAGAUUUUAGAGUGCAUGAGAGGACACGUGACCAGCCGAUGCCAUGUGCUUUUCCUGCUCCUCCCAUUUUCUAAGGGUAAAGCCCUGGGGACAAGGUUGUAAAAGGGUGAGGGCUUGGGGCUCGGGACAAUCCUUCCUUGAUGGAGCUCCGUCAUUGUCCCUAGCACAUACCAAUAUGCACUAGUCGCUCAUCACUCAAUUGAAAACGUUAUAAAAACUAGUCGACUAGUUCUUUAAAAUUAGCGAUUGUACUCGAUGCGGGUAUCAAAAAAGCAAUUGGCUAUUUCCGAAUAACCCAAGUUACCACUCUUUCUCAGAACCAAGGUAAGUGCAAUCUGUUCUCAUGCAAACAGCUGAUGCAAAUAGAGUUCAGUAUCGCAUUUAACUUCUCUUCCAUUGUGAAGGGCUUUGGAUCUUUCUCAAGCGACUGCCUCCUCGUUGCGUAUCUGUGGGAGCUUGUGCAACAAAUCUUCCAUAUCUAAUUUACAACUUCCUCAAUUGAUUCUGGGAAACUUCGCGACCGUCCAGGAGGUACAAGAGGCAUUGAACAACGGAUCGUUUCCGCUGUGA